UCUUUCUGUAUUGGUUUUGUUAUAGUUCUUGUUUAUAAUUUCCAGUGGUGUCCGCUAAUUUCAUAAUUACUGAUUAAGUUCACUAUAAUUAAUUGCAAAAUAUACUUAACUUAAAAAAAUGUGUGACUCACAUAAUGAAAAUUUCUUUAUUACUGUGAACAUUAAUAAUAAGUAAUUAGAAGAAGCAAAAAUUUUCCAAAACUAUGGAAUUGACCUAAAAGAUGAGCUGAAAAUUUUGUUUGACAUAUCAUUUUGAUCCAUCACCAUCAAAAGGCCAUGUUUUCUGAUUACAAGAGCAUUCGCAGAGCUUACACUCCUCCUGUCACACCUAUUAGAGGAAGAAAACCUAGACCUAUAUCAGGCAGUGAUGGUGAUGUUCGUGUAAAGUUGAAUUUCACUCCAUCAGGGAUACUUCAAAAUUUUGCUCUUCCUAGGCCUUUUCGUAGAAGAAAUAAGUCGAAGGAUAGAUAUUCGGAUGGUGAUGUAGCUGGCACAAUGAGGCCAAGAGAACUUAUUGAACUUGCCAGUUUUGGAGUUGUAGAGUUGGAACCUGCUGAGAGAGGAGUUGGUCAUCAGUUUCAGAUUUCUAGUCUGAAGAAUCCAACGUGGUGUGAUUGUUGUGGUGAUUUCAUUUGGGGGCUGUAUAAUUCUACAGACUGCUUAAGAUGCCUUAAUUGUCACUAUACAUGUCAUCAACGCUGCCAACACCUUGUAACACUUGAUUGCAAAGGUUCAGGAGAUAUGCAAACUACUGACCUCAGUGAAAUAAAUGACCGCACUUUGAAAAAUCAGUCCCCAGAAAAGGAACGACUCUCUCCCUUGUUCUUUGAACAUCUUGACAGAGAUGAACUCCAUUAUAGAAUUGAUCGCUAUAAUGAAGUACACCAAGAUUCUGAAAUGGUUUUGCAGGCUGAUGGUGAAACGCUCCAUGGUUUUAUCCGUGUGCACAUGAAUCUUACUCGACCCAUCAAUGUUAUUGCUGGAACCCGUCCACCUUCCAUUUAUGAUAUUUUGAAAGAAGAAGAUGAUGGUGGUCGCAAAACUCUUACUUCCUUUUAUUUACCUCGUGACACUGUGAAAGCAUUGCAUAUUACUAGUGAGUUUUCAGCUCGAGAAGUAAUAAAUGCCUUGCUGAAAAAGUUUAAAGUUGCUGACAAUUCUCACAAGUUUGCCUUAUAUGAACGAACUUACCAAAAAGGUUCAAACCAAGCUAAACUUCGACGAAUUCAGGAUGAUGAAAUUCCUUUGAUGUUGGCAUUGCUUGACUGUGAUGAAGAUAAACAUUUUGUUUUGCAAGAAAAUGAGACUGAAGAUAUCAUUUGGGAACACUUCGCCAUUCCAGAGCUCAAUAAUUUUCUGAAAAUUCUUGAUUUAGAAGAAGAAGAAUACCUUAAUCAAGUGAAACUCAAGUACAGAAUUCUGCAAGAAAAAAUUCAGGAAGCGAUGAAUAAACUUAAGCCUUCUAGUAAGUCCCUUGCUAGUUAGAAAGAACUGAUUUAAGUAAUGUGAACUUGUAUUUAUUAAGGGAUCAGAUUUUACCAUAUUUAAUCUGUGAUCAUUACUCUUUUAAAAAAUGAAAUAGUUUUACUCUAGCUUAUUUCAGAGAAUUUUGAAAUUCAGGACUAUUUAGUCACUAUUCCUAAUUAGAAAAUGCUAAAAAACCAAAUAUUUAUAGAAAUAAAAAACCAAUGUAUUAGAAUAAGGAUGUUUUUAUAAACUAUUUUGGAAUUUAUCUUAUAUGAAUGUUCCUUCUACUUAUUUUUCAUAACCUGGUCUAUUUUAUUUGUAAUUAAUUUAUGACAUGCAUUUCUAUAUACUCUUAAAGUUUAUACUUGCACAUAAUUUAUUGCAUAUUAUUUCUAUUUUCUGAAUUUAGUACACUUUACUUCUAGUCUCAUGAAAUGUUUAUUUUAAUCUAUAGAAUUUUUUCCUCCUUAUUUUAAGAAUAUAGCAACAAAUUAUUAUCUUUCAAAUUAUUGUGGUUUUUAAUUUGAAUUAAUUAUUGGGUAUAAAAAAACUUCUUUUAUUAACAGUUUAUUGUUUCUGUAAUUAACUAGUCAAAGCAUAUUUAAGUAUGCUUUGAUUAGUUAGCAUAUUUUAAUUUAGCAUUAAAUAUGCUAAAAAUUUUUUUUUAAUAUUUCAUUUGGUUCUAUGAAAUUGGUGUUAGGUAACUUGAGAAAUGCAAUGUAGCUGAUUUGAAUUAAAUCUAUAUCUGUAAUCAUUCCAAAUUUAAUAUACAAGGUGGUCAAAAAUUUUCAGGAAAUUUAUUGAAAAUUUUAUUUUUUCUCAGUGUAAUUAUUGGCAAAAGAAUAUACUAUUAAAAUAGUUUUAAUUAAAUUGAGAAAAUUGUUAUCAUUAUAAUUUAGAGUCUAAAGGAAAGUGCUCUCAGAUGUAUAAUUGAUAUUUUAUGUUAUGCACAGAUAAGUGUUGCACUUGCUACAGAACUCUAGUUGAUGCAAAGUGGUGCACAUUUUCUUGUUUUGAUUCUUACGUUAUAAAGUUAUACAUUUCUAAAUUGCAUAUCGUUAUUUCUAGGAUAUUGUUGUUUUUCUAGACUAGAAAUAAUGUGAAGGAUAUUUUUUUAGUUUGUGAAAACAAAUGUUUAUUAAAUACAAUAUACUAGAACUGUAAUUGGAUCUUUUUAUGAAGGAGUCCGACCACCCUAAAUUUAUGCAGUGUUCAUUUUCUUAAAUACAGUACACUCCCAAUUAUCCGGCCUAAUAAGGCAAACUGGAUAUCAAAAAAAUCUGAUAGGUCGGAGUUCUGUGAAUUCAUUUCUUUGCCCACCAAUACUAGAAAACAAAGUUUUUAUACCAAACUCACGCCUAUAAUACGUAUUUUUUUCACUUCUUUUUGAGUACUAAGGCCUGCAUUUAUCUCAAGCCACAUAGAAUGUGAAUGCUAAUUAGAACUAACUUCUUGACUCUGUUUUUUGCCGUUUCCCAAAGUCUAGUCACUGCAUAAGCAUGUAAUUUAUCCUCCAUAUUCGCUACAACUUUUUUUCGUUUAUCACUUAUUUUGAAAUCUCACUUUAAAAAAUAUAAGAACAAUAUACAAAUAUCUUAUGUACUGUGCAGUUAAAUCAAGAACAGAGACAACAAUUGUGAUCUGUUGCACAUUGAUGAAACAAUGAAUAAUGAGCAGAAUGUUCCUCUUUCCUGCCACAAAUUGUAGUUUGAACACAGCAUCUAGGAGGAUUAUAGAAGCCCACUUGCAAUGCCUUGCUUUUCUCAUUUAAUUACAAUAAAAGCAAACUAGACCAGAUAGUAUAGAAGCCAAAUACUCAGGAGUGUACUGUAUAUUUACAAGUUUUAUUGGUAUUGAAAGUUGUUUGGCAGCUCUCUAUUUUUAAAAAUAUAUUGAUGCUCUUAUUUCCCAAUUUAGAAUUUGUUCGUCAGGUGGGGGAAAAAAAAAACUUUUUUUAUCUAUUAUACAUCAUUUUUGUAACAUUGUUUACAUUCCAAUUAAUAUUGUACUACAAUGCCUUUUUAUGAAUACCUUAAUUGCUUAGAUAAUCAUGUUAAAUAUUUCUUAUUUGCUGUCCUUACUAAAAUUAUUUUUCUAUUAAUGAAGAAAGAAAUAUAUUACUGUGAUACAUAAGUAGGUAAAAAUAAUUUACUCUUGAAAUUUUUUACAAUAUGAUGAACUACUGUACUAGAACCAUGAAUGUUGUGUUUUGCAUAUGUGCAACUAUAUAUCUAAUUUAUUUAUUUCAUAUUUUCCUUUAUUUUUUUUUCAUGUUUUAUGUUUCAGAAACCUCUUAUUUAAGGUUUACUGUUUUUUAUCCGGUGAUUUAUACUUUAUACUUUUUGUUAUUUUAUGUCUUUUGUUGUUUAUUCAAUCAAAAUGUCAUAGUUAAAACAAUCGAUUGGUUGACUUUAUAUAAGAUAGUGGUAUUCUAUAAAAAGAGAAAAUCAUUGAUAAUUUAACCAUUUAUCAAGAUUUUUUUUUAACUUUCAAAAGCAUGUAUCAGCUUGUUAAAAGAUAAAAUAAAUCCUUCAAAAAAGAAAGAAAAUGAUUAAAAAAAAAAGGAGAGAGAUUCAAGAUUGUAUAAGAUUCUUUAAUUAUAAAUCUACAAAAUUUCGAAAUUUUUAAUAAACUGAACUAUCUAAUAUUCAUUUCAUUUAAACUAUAUUUCUUGAAUCAGUUUGCAUAGUUAUUUUCAUUUAGAAAUAUAAGCAAAAGAAUCAAUGUUGAAAAGUGUAAGCAUUUUCUUCAGAAAAGUAUGGCUUUUAUACUUUUUAAAAUUUAUAAUGAAAGAGUUUUUGUAAUGGAUUUGUUUUGUACAAAUAGUAGGGAUUUUUAUAAAAAAGAAGUAUGCAGUAUCUAGUGUGAUAUAAAGCAACAGCAAUGUAAACUUCUGUAAUUCAAUGUUGUAGUGUAAGCGUAAUUAAUAUUAUGGCUAAUCCUGGUCAGCUUGUUUGAAACACGCUCUUUUCUAAUUUUUCACAGCUUAAAUUAAUUGUAACAAUAAGUAAUAUUGGUGUCAAAAAUAUAAAUGAUUGUUAAGUAAAAUGCUCACCUGUCCAGAAUUAAUUUUUAAACUACAUUUAAUGCAAUUCUGUUUAGCAAAGCUUGAAAAUAUGAGUAGUUUGUAGCUCAGUGAUUUAUAUUAUCAUAGUUUCAUGAAUUAACAAAAUAACAUUCCACAGGUAGCUCUUUCUUAUCUAACCGGUUUAUUGAAAUUCUUGUACCCUCAUUGAAAUAUAUCUAUGAUUUCAUCAAAAUUAAAAUAAAGUUAUUAUUAAGGUUUGUGCAUUGGUGGGGAAAUGUUUACCCAAAAUAUUUGUAUUUUCUUAACUAUGUAAAGCAGGAUUUCAUGAUAUAGUACUAUAAAGUUUAAUUCAUAUCUACUUUCUAUUAAAUAAUCCCAUUUAAUAUUUUAAAAUUUAACUUUUUGAGAAAAGGCGAUAUAGUGAUGAAAAUUUGAUACCUUUUUAUAUAUAAAAGGAAUUGGAUGAUUUUUUUUUAAGUUGCCGCUAAUUAGAUGCAAUACUUUUUGGUCUGAAAUAUAUUGUUUGAAAUGCAUGUUGUAAGUUUAAAAUGUUUACUUAAAAAUUAUUUUAAAAAACAAACUAUAUACUGUGUACUUCUUUGUAAGAUUAAUUUCUUAUGCAUUUACUUUUGUGUUUUUGAAUGUUACAUUUUUUUUAAAUUAAAAAUGAGGCUCACAUGCAUUUUUAUUUUACAAUAACAAGGUACCACUGCAUUUAAUAUAUUUGUGUGAUAUGAUUUGCAAUAUUCGAGAAAAAGGACAGCUUUUUUUUCUUUUUAAUGUAAUCAUUGUACAGAACUGAAUAUGGUUUUCUGUAGAAUAU
This is a messenger RNA of Argiope bruennichi, 5318 nucleotides long. RefSeq names its product ras association domain-containing protein 1-like. Gene Ontology annotation, biological process: signal transduction. NCBI's taxonomy places the organism in Eukaryota, Metazoa, Arthropoda, Arachnida, Araneae, Araneidae. The coding region runs from base 277 to 1485 and encodes 402 amino acids. The record is from RefSeq and is a predicted model, not a curated record. The transcript has 9 exons.